This is a messenger RNA of Nematolebias whitei (Rio pearlfish), 2159 nucleotides long. RefSeq names its product sodium channel and clathrin linker 1 (gene sclt1). Gene Ontology annotation, cellular component: centriole. Gene Ontology annotation, biological process: clustering of voltage-gated sodium channels; cilium assembly. The record is from RefSeq and is a predicted model, not a curated record. Bases 105 to 2159 code for a protein of 684 amino acids. The transcript has 21 exons. NCBI's taxonomy places the organism in Eukaryota, Metazoa, Chordata, Actinopteri, Cyprinodontiformes, Rivulidae.
UUGACUCUUGUAUCAGCUUCUACGCUUUACGAUAGUUUGCUAAUUAUUGUUUUGCAGUUGCAAACAUUUUAUUUUUUAGCUUUUGUUCUAUUCAUUUAAAAAGCAUGGAUGCAGAAGUUGAGUUUUUGCGUGAUCAAGUCCGCAGGUUAAAUUCUGCUCUCAGACAAUAUCAGAACAGACUCGACACUCAGUUCACAUCAUCUCAGGGGAAGGAGACACAGCAAACAGAAGCUCCUGCUCCUUGGCUCUCAGACAGAGGUUUAAUGGCUCCACUUGUAGUAGAAUAUGAUCAACACAUGGAUGAAAUGACUGAACAGCUGCAGAAAUACCAGGAGAUGAUGACGGACAUCAAACUGAAGCUGGAGAGGGUUGUGAAAGAAAAUGAAAGGUUGCAUGCAGAGCUAAGAGAGUCUGUUGAAAGGCAGCUCCAUGCCAUGCCCAUGACUUCAGGAGCAGAGGGAGGCACAGUAGAGGAGGAUACCAUCAUCAGAAACCUCCAGGAACAGGUUCAGCUAUCUGAACAGGAGCGGGUGCAGGCCAUGGAGCUGUGGCAGACGGCAGCUCAGGAACUGGACCGCCUACAGCAGGUCUACCAGAAGACCAUCUCUGACGGGCAGCUCCGCGAUGCUCAGAGACAUCAGCUCAAGGAUCAGCUUGUUCAGUUCCAGCAGCACACUUACAAACUUCAAGCGUCCAGUCAGAAACUGGAAUUGAGUAACCAGCAGCUCCUGAAGACGGUGACGGAGCAAAACACAGAAAUGGAGGAGCUACACUGUCAACUCAGACAGGCUAAGGCUAAACUUAGGACAGCCACAGCCAAAGUGGACGAGAUGACCAAAUUGUUGCAAAAUGUCCAGUUACAGAUGCAGAGAAAAGAGGAAGAUGUGGCAGAGGCUCAGGGACGAGAGGACGCAGCUGACAGACGACUCCAACAGCUUCAGACAACUUUGAACCAACUUGAGACCAGGCUGAAAGCUGCAUCUCAGGAGGCAGAGACAGUUCGCAGGGAGCAAGCUGUGUGGGAGAGAAAAGUCUGGGAACUCCAGGCACGUUGCACCACCCUGGAAGAGGAGAAAUAUGAGGCUCUAUCCAAAGUCAGAGAGAGUGUUCAAGUGGCGGAGGAGGCCGUCUUGCAGAAGGACCAGUCACUGUUACGAGAAAAGCAGAAGACAGAAGAGCUAGAAAAGACGAAGGAGGCCAUCAAACUUUUGAUCCAGGAGGCAGCGGUCCGAACCAGAAAAGAGGUAGAAAAUGUGCGCAAACAGUGCAACGUCCAAAUCCAGCGUAUGGCAGAGGAGCUGUCUGCUCUGCAGUUGGAGUGUGCAGAUAAAGGGUCACAGAUUGAAAGGUCCCUGCGUGAGAGAAAAGCUGUGGAGGAGGAACUGGAGAAGGUGUAUAAGGAGGGCAGGGCAGAGCCAGAGUAUAGGAAGAUUGAUGCCCUUCAUCUAAGGUGUCUAAACGCAGAGAGACUGAAAGAAGACCUAAGCCUCACGCUGCACAGCACGCAGAACAAACUAAAAACGAUGGAGAUGGACUAUAGCGAGGAGCUGUCUCGGUGUCAGGAGGAGGUGCGGCGGCUGCAGGGCUCUUUGGCUGCAGCUCGGGACGACUGCGUCGGUGUCAGCGAGGAGCGGCUUCAGCUGCAGCAGGAAAACACGCAGCUUCGUAAAGAGAUGGACGAGCUGCGCAAGACCACCAUGCUCGUCCAAAAGAAAGCCAAGCAGAAGGUGUCACAGAUGGAGCAAGAAUACAACCUGAAGGAGCGGAGCUUUGAUGCGCGAGUCAGGGAGCUGGAGGAAAGUAGCCGGAGCUCGAGUGCUGAUCUGACACGCCUCCUCACAGCACAGCAGAAGAGCACUCAGCGGUGGAAGGAAGAAGCCAAGAACCUCGUGCAAGCCUUUGAAACUAAAAUCACAGGCUUUAAGGCAGAUUUAAAACGGCAGAAGCUGCGAUCACAAGAACUAGAGAUCAAGCUUGAAACAGACCAUAAUACAAUAUAUGAGUACGAGAGACAGUUAGCCGAAUAUCAAGAGAAGACAAAUCGUCUCCAGAGAAGACUGACACAAGCUGAGCAGAAAGCAGCUUCAGCGUCGCAACAGCUGAGCGUGUUGGUGUCGCAGCGCAGGCAAAAACCAACUGUGGAUUCAGAGACCCUUUGA